Molecule: messenger RNA, 1500 nt
Organism: Entamoeba invadens IP1
Lineage: Eukaryota; Evosea; Mastigamoebida; Endamoebidae
Product: polygalacturonase inhibitor 2 precursor, putative
Exons: 1
Coding region: 1-1500 (499 amino acids)
Molecular function (GO): protein binding; oxidoreductase activity, acting on a sulfur group of donors, disulfide as acceptor
Source: RefSeq, a predicted model, not a curated record
AUGUUUUUGGCAAUAAUUUUGUUCACAUUAGUCUUUUCUCAACAACAAGAGAAAGAGUUGUUGACAACUUUCUUUGACAUUUUGAAUGGUGAAAAUUGGGUGAUACGCACCAACUGGAAAAGCGAGAGAAGUGUUUGUGAAUGGUACGGUGUUGAGUGUGAAGAUGGAAAAGUUUUAUCUUUGAAUCUUUCUUCAAACAAUUUAAAAGGUGAAGUUCCUCCUCUUUUUGUAUUACAACAUGUGAAGAAAAUCGAUGUAUCAAACAACCAAAUAACUGGGCUCUUAACUUCUUUCAAUGGACUUCAAAGACUUGACACUCUUAUCAUCUCAAACAACUUAUUUAAAGGAUUUGCAAAUGUACUUGGAACCUCUUUAAAGCAUUUUAAAGCCGCCAACAAUGCCUUUGACGAUGUAUUUUACUUUCUCAAAAACAAUGUAUUCCUUGAGACUUUAGAUCUCUCGUACAAUAGUAUUCGAACUAUUCCACGUGCAUUAAACAAGUUAUCCAACCUCAUAUCGUUGAAUAUGAAACACAACAAAAUCACUUCUGAAAUACCGCCAAUGGCCGCUUUAGUCAAUUUGGAGUCUUGUGACUUCAGUGAGAACACAAUAGUCGGAACAAUACCAAACUCACUAGGUACUCUUCCAAGACUUGUUGAUAUCAAUUUGAGUAAGAGUAAUCUUUCUGGUCCAAUUCCACAUUCCCUCUUUCUAGGAAAGUCCUUAGAAAAAGUCGACAUUUCAUAUACUCAUCUCUCUGGCCAUUUAGUCGGUCUUGACAAAGCAAAACACCUCAAGAAAAUAGACAUGAAAAACACGCAAAUCACUGGCAAAAUACCAAGUCUGUUUGGGUCGAGUCUCACCGAGUUAGACGUCACCAACACUUCAAUUGAAUGUCCGAUUCUUGCUGUAAAUAAGUUGAAGGUCAUCUCCGACUGCCCAGAAAGAGUACGUAUAACUCUUCAUGGAAUGUCAAAAUGUGGGGAUUUCACAAAUGCGAUCAACAAUGCUAUUGCACCACUCAAUCGGGAAUUGGAGGAUAUAGUGGACUAUACCUUUGGGUGGAUAGUAACACCAACACCAGAGAAAGUGACUGGAUACUCUUCGAUGCAUGGAGAUACGGAGGUGGAUGGGGACUUCUUGUUUUCAUGUUCCAAUGAAGUGUAUAAUUCGACAGUAGCACUCAACCUCUAUCAAUGUAUGAGUCGUGUGUUAUAUUUAAUUCCAUCGAACUUGUAUGACUGUACGCAGAAACUUGGAAUAGACCCAAUACCUAUAUCAGAUUGUAUGAUGGGAGAGGUGGGACAAAAACUGAUGAAAGAAGGACUGCAAGAUGUGGAAAGACUCGCUUCGCAUUGGUCACCUACUAUUUAUAUCAACGAGGAAUUGUAUUGUUUGUACGAUACAAACGAAUGCAAAGCUAUGUACUUGGAAGAUUGGAUUAGAGAUGUGUGUCUGGAGUAUAAAGGAUAUAAUAAACCAAAAGCCUGUUAUGUCUAA